CACAGAAGUUAUCUUAGACCAUUCAGUAGAUACACAUAAAUAAUAAGAGGUGCACGCGUUUAUAAGUUUCUAGUGAACUCAUCCGCGUGUUUUUUGUAUACGUAACGACCUAAACGAUAAUUUGGCUCUUACAAUGAGGGCAAUACUACUUCUUCUCUCAACCUUAUCAGUGGUGUAUGGCUACAAAAUAUUAUGUGUGUUCCCAGUACCUUCUCCUAGUCAUAAUACCCUCGGCAAAGGAAUUGUAAAUGCGCUGCUCAAAGGUGGACAUCAGGUGACUUGGGUCACUCCCUACCCAUUCAAGAAUGAGAAUAAAAACCUUACCAUAAUACCGUCUCGAACAGAAAUGCUUGGAAAAGAUCACAACAUGGCCGAUCCAAAGUACGCUAAAAGUGGCAUAUCCUUCGUGAAACAGUUCGGCAGAAACAUAUCGCAUGCCACCAUAGAAAACGAGUUGUUUAGAAAAGUCCUGAUCAACGAACAGUUUGAUGCUGUUUGUACGGAGUGGUUCUUCAAUAAACUUUUCGCUGGUUUUGCCGCCAUCCAACAGGUUCCUUGGAUCUUAUUAAAUAGUGUGACUUACAACGCAUUCAUGGAGGAAAUAGUGGACGAAGUGCGGUCCUUGUCCACAAUUCCUUUACUUAUUAAUGAUGCUCCGGUACCAAUGAAUUUACUUCAGAGGCUGAAAAAUACUUGGAUUUAUUCUAUGGUGGCUGUCAGUGAAUGGCUGGACAGUUUUUCAGCUCAAGAAGAAUUCGAAACUUAUUUCGCUCCCCUCGCCGCAGCCAGAGGAGUCCCAUUGCCUCUCUUCUCGGAAAUAGAGAAGAACGUAUCCGUGCUCUUUGUGAACUCACAUCCAUCGUUUGAUGUGCCAUUCCCCAUGCCGCCGAAUGUUGUCCCGAUUGCAGGGUACCAUAUACCGGAAUAUGUACCGCCUCUACCCAAUGACCUGCAAACUAUUCUGGACAACUCCCCAAAUGGCGUCGUUUACUUCAGCUUGGGAUCUGUGAUUCAAACAUCAAACCUUCCGGAACAUACCCUCAAAGACCUGAUCAGAAUCCUGGGGGAGCUACCUUAUACUGUGCUGUGGAAAUUUGAGAAGGAGUUCACAGGACUGCCGAAGAAUGUGCACAUUAGGCCCUGGAUGCCCCAGCCAAGUAUUUUGGCACACCCCAACGUCAAGCUCUUCAUCACCCAUGGCGGUAUGCUCAGCUCAUUGGAAUCCCUACAAUUUGGGGUACCACUUCUAGCAGUGCCCGUGUUCGGAGACCAACCCAGCAAUGCGGCCAGGGCUACCAACGCUGGGUACGCGAAGACGGUACCAUUCUCCCAUGAUAUGGGACCGAAACUGCAGGCAGUACUGAAGGAGAUGUUGAGUGACGAUAAAUAUUACAAGCGUGCCAAGUACCUCUCCGCACUGUUCCAUAAUCGUGAGGUGGCACCUUCUAAACUCAUCUCACAUUAUGUUGAAGUAGCCAUCGAGAGCAAAGGAGCAUAUCACCUUCGCUCUCCAACCCGCCUCUACGCCUGGUAUAAACGAUGGAUGUUAGACCAACUCGCUAUUCUUUUAGCAGUGGUCUAUCUUCUAGUGGUGAUAGUGAAGAAGCUUUUCUCACUCGGCUCCUCAAGCAAAGAAAUGAGCAACAUAAAGAAGAAGAGAAAUUAAAUUGGUCGUGGUGCAGUAUUAUUACAAAUUACUGAUAAAUU
Molecule: messenger RNA, 1707 nt
Organism: Amyelois transitella
Lineage: Eukaryota; Metazoa; Arthropoda; Insecta; Lepidoptera; Pyralidae
Product: UDP-glucosyltransferase 2
Exons: 10
Coding region: 134-1666 (510 amino acids)
Molecular function (GO): UDP-glycosyltransferase activity
Source: RefSeq, a predicted model, not a curated record